GUCAGGGCGCGGUGACGUGUCGGCGCCACCGCCCGGCCCGGGACGGGACGGGGCGGGGCGGGACCGGCGGUACCGACCGGCCGCGGCCCCGCAGCCCCGCCAUGUUCAACGUGGAGAGCCUGGAGCGCGCCGAGCUCGGCGAGAGCCUGCUCACCUGGAUCCAAACGUUUAAUGUAGAGGCACCAUGCCAGACCGUGGAAGAUUUAACGAGUGGGGUUGUGAUGGCCCAGGUUCUUCAAAAAAUAGAUCCAGCUUACUUUGAUGAAAAUUGGCUGAACAGAAUCAAAACGGAAGUAGGAGAUAAUUGGAGGCUAAAGGUAAGCAAUCUGAAGAAAAUUUUAAAAGGAAUACUGGAUUACAACCAUGAGAUUCUAGGGCAACAGAUAAAUGACUUCACUCUUCCUGAUGUUAACCUGAUUGGAGAGCAUGCUGAUGCUGCAGAGCUUGGGAGAAUGCUUCAGCUUAUUUUGGGAUGUGCUGUGAAUUGUGAACAGAAGCAAGAGUACAUCCAGACCAUAAUGAUGAUGGAAGAAUCAGUUCAACAUGUUGUCAUGACAGCCAUUCAGGAGUUGAUGAGUAAAGAGUCUCCAGUCUCUGUUGGAAAUGAUGCUUACGUUGACCUUGAUCGGCAGCUGAAGAAAACUACAGAAGAAUUAAAUGAAGCACUUGCAACAAAAGAAGAAAUUGCCCAGAGAUGUCAUGAGUUAGAUAUGCAGGUUGCAGCCCUCCAAGAGGAGAAGAGCAGCCUGCUUGCUGAGAACCAGAUUUUGAUGGAACGUUUAAAUCAGUCUGAUUCUAUUGAAGAUCCUAACAGUCCUGCAGGUCGUAGACAUCUACAGCUGCAGACACAACUAGAACAGCUCCAAGAGGAAACAUUCAGAUUAGAAGCUGCCAAAGAUGACUAUCGAAUACGCUGUGAGGAAUUAGAAAAGGAAAUUGCAGAAUUGAGACAACAAACAGAAGAGCUUACUACUCUGGCAGAGGAGGCUCAGUCUUUGAAGGAUGAGAUAGAUGUACUCAGGCAUUCUUCUGAUAAAGUAGCCAAGUUAGAAAGCCAGGUAGAGUCAUAUAAAAAGAAACUGGAGGACCUGGGUGAUUUGCGGCGGCAAGUGAAGCUUCUAGAAGAGAAGAAUACGAUGUACAUGCAAAAUACUGUGAGCCUGGAGGAAGAACUGAGGAAGGCCAACGCAGCACGCAGUCAGCUGGAAACAUACAAGAGACAGGCAGUUGAACUACAAAACAGGUUAUCUGAAGAAUCCAAGAAAGCUGAUAAAUUAGAUUAUGAAUGCAAACGACUGAAAGAAAAAGUAGACAGCCUCCAAAAAGAAAAAGAUAGAUUAAGAACAGAAAGGGAUUCUUUGAAAGAAACUAUUGAAGAACUUAGAUGUGUACAAGCUCAGGAGGGUCAACUCACCACUACAGGAUUGAUGCCUCUGGGAAGACAAGAGCCUUCAGACAGUUUAGCAGCAGAAAUCAUUACUCCUGAAAUAAAGGAAAAACUCAUCCGCCUUCAGCAUGAGAACAAGAUGUUAAAAUUGAACCAAGAAGGUUCUGACAAUGAGAAGAUUGCCUUGCUGCAGAGUCUUCUUGAUGAUGCAAACUUACGGAAGAAUGAACUGGAGACAGAAAACAGACUGGUAAAUCAGAGACUUCUGGAAGUACAGUCCCAGGUUGAAGAACUACAAAAAUCUUUGCAGGAUCAAGGUUCAAAAGCUGAAGAUUCAGUUCUUCUGAAAAAGAAACUUGAAGAACAUCUUGAGAAGCUCCAUGAAGCUAACAAUGAGCUACAGAAGAAACGAGCUAUUAUUGAAGAUUUGGAACCAAGAUGCAACAACAGUUCACUCAAAAUUGAGGAAUUACAAGAAGCUCUACGGAAAAAGGAGGAGGAAAUGAAGCAAAUGGAAGAACGAUACAAAAAGUAUUUGGAAAAGGCCAAAAGUGUCAUCCGCACAUUAGAUCCUAAACAGAACCAGGGUGCUGCUCCUGAGAUUCAGGCACUGAAAAAUCAGUUGCAGGAGCGGGACAGAAUGUUUCAUUCCCUGGAGAAAGAAUAUGAGAAAACAAAAAGUCAAAGAGAAAUGGAGGAGAAAUUUAUCGUUAGUGCCUGGUACAACAUGGGGAUGACUCUGCAUAAAAAAGCAGCAGAAGACAGACUGGCUAGUACAGGCUCAGGACAGUCCUUCCUGGCUAGACAAAGGCAAGCUACGAGCACAAGGAGACCUUACCCUGGUCAUGUCCAGCCAGCAACAGCAAGGUAGAGAAGCCUUGCCCUUAGGAAGAAAACUGCCCUGUGAUCCAGGCCACUUCUAUUGCAAGUGACAGCAUUCAAGGAAAAUAAACCAGCAUCCUUUCUCUUUCUCCCUUGUUACUGCUAUUAUUUAACAGUUCAGGAAAGGGUUUUAUUAUGCUUUCUCAUUGCUCUGUAACGCCCUUUGCUCUUAUUUUUUUUGAGUUCAUUUCUCUCUGCAUUUUCUGAAUGUGCCAAAAUUUUGGAAACAUCUAGAGGAGUGCUGUAAAAUAACAGUCUUAUUUGUAUGAAGCCUGGUCUCUUACAAAAAACCUCAUGUGGACCAUAUGACAGUGUAGAUUUCUUAUCACAGUUGUUACUUCUGUGCCUGUAAGGGUUGUUAUGCUUUAUAAGACUGUUUUUGUUCAAAGGAAUUAGCUUUUUAUUUCAUCUCCUAUCCUAUUGCUUCAGAAAAAUGCUGAAAUCUCAUUACAGAAAUGCAAAGUUGGAUUAUAAUAUUAUUGUGAAAUAUAUUUGAUACUAAAAAUCUCACCAAUGCAAAAACGAAAGAUUUUGGGGUUAUUUUUAAUCACCUAAGUGCUAAGUCUACUCUUAUUCUUGGCAUUUAGGGAAGCAGGAUGAUCUUUUUUCCAGGUUUUUCUUUAUCAACUGGUGUUACCUCUUCUGCUGGUAGAGAUGAAUAUUUUCAAAUGGUUUAUUCCACUCUUCUUUGUCAAGUGUAUGCUUAAAUACUUAUUCUACAUAGGUGGAGAAGUAUUUAGCAUGUGCUAAUCUGCUACUUUAUCAUCCACUUAAAAAGGACAUUUGUUGUAAAAUUCUAUGAUUAUGGAUGCACAAUACAUAAUUGAUCAAGGCCCCAGUUAAUAUUGUUAAUGUAUUCCAGUUGUCAUCCCCCACUUGCUUUUAAUAUAUUGAUUCAGGGUAUAAUUGUAUCAGUUGCCUUACUAAUGGUACCAGUGCCUUCAGGUGAGUUUAUUGCUGACUUUGUUGGAAACUGGCUGUGACUCAUUGUACUGCCUUUUUAGUGUAUAGCUGAUUAAUUGUUGUAACACUUUCAAGUUGAUCAGUGGAUGUAGGCUCCUCCUAUUUAGGUUCUGUUCCUACAAAGUUGUGCAUUUUUACCUGAUCAGUUCUGUGCAUUCCCUAUCAUUUUUUCAAAGAAUUGAUGGACACAGAGAACCUGAGUAUUGGCUGGAAGUUUCAUAUUCAUACAUCUUGUUGUGGUUCACUUUAAAUUUGGAGACCGGUCUUAAAUUUAGAUUUUUAUUUAGAGACUAUUUGGACUCUAAUGCGCAUGCAUUGUAAGUUUGUAAGUUUAUUCUUCCCUCUGAUUGUAAUGCCCUUCUAAGUGGAGACAUUUAUUUUUUGCAUUAAUCCCUUUAGAGAAAAGACACUAGCCUUUAUCAAUCAUCUGAAUGUCUGUUUUAAGUCAAAACUUGGGUAGAAUGAGCAAUGGAUAGUUAAAACAAGCACACCUAGAUUAAAGGGUAAAGAACAGGUGAAUGGCAUUUUUAGAUACUGCUGUUUUAUCCUCAAAUGCAUCAUCUGUUUUAAUCUGGGCUGAGAAAAGCAUUUGGUAUGUGUCUGAAAAAUAUUUUCAGUUCCAGUUAUGCCCCUGCCCCCCUCAGAGAACAGAUUCUUAAUGCUACAUAUAGUUUUGUCUUUUAUUCCUCACAUUUGGGAAAAAAUGGUUUUCUAACGAUUUUCUGUACUUAUGCAGUGUAUGACUGGUAUGGGCUGUGUUUACACAAAUUAGAUGAGACAUUGCAAGUUUCUUGUAUGCAGAAAGUUAACAAUGCAACGAAAGUUGUGGAUGAUUUCUGUAGCUCAGUGGGGUGAUAUACUCAAUCUGCAGUCUCUUACUGAGAUGCAAAAUGCUCUGUAUACAAAAUACUAUCUAUAAUUAUCUAGACAAUUACAGUUUGUGUGGGAUAUCUUCUGAUCUUGUGCAAUUGAUUUUAAUAACUUAAUGAACUCUUUACCACAUGCUGUAGGUGAACAGGAGCAAGACCAUUUCUCUGAGGGAAUUUGAUAUUCCUGUUUGAGGUUACAGCAUUUUACAUCACCCAGAGCAAGAACUUAGGAAUAUCUAAAGCUAGCUAACUUUUUCUGUUACUAAACUGCCAAGAGCUAUUUGUGAAAGAAAGGGAUGGAGCCUUAAUGGGAAUUUUUAUCUCUUAUUUUAUCUAGUAAUUUAAUUACUUAAUUGCUGUUAAUUAGGUGUAGAUCUAAAAGAACUUGAACACCAUCAGCACAGUAGAAUAAAAGCAAUUGCUUUAUUAUAUUAGUAUUUGUUUUACUGUUUUGCCUCCAGAGUUUUGAUGACAGGCCCUGAGAGUUAGGAGAUGAACAGAUGCUGGUUAGAAGCCUUGUCUUAUGCUUUUACUUUCUAGUCUCUCAUAGUUUCUUUUGCUUCUUGGUGGUUGUUGGCAUUUCUCUUCUUUGUGAUUCUGCCUUUCCUUUUCCCUUGAAGAUAAGACGCUGAAAUGUUUUCUGUAGUUCUCUUCAAAAAUAGAUAGCAUCAUAUAGUAUCAAAGAGCAACACAAUAAUCAUAUUGAAUCUGAGCAAGUAAUUAUUAGGCAAGUGAACAAUCAUUUUGUCUUUGAGAAUUUACAAACUUGCAGAAAUUCUGGUAUUUCCCAGAAUUCAUGUUGAAUAUAAAAACCUAAAAAUUUACUCCACUCUUACAGAAAUAUACUUGGUUGCUGUCUGGUUCUAGUAAGUCAUUUGUUAUGUCUUCUAUUAGUAAUUAAGAGGAGUUCAAUUCUUUAUUCUUCAGUGCUUUACUUCUUUAAUUUGCUGCAUACAUCCAUUCUUAAUCUUGGUUUGUGGAUGAAUGCAAGCAGUGAACAUCACACCUUCUCUUUCACAAGACCAGCUUCUUUAUUCAAAGGGCUCAGUUUCAUUAUUUCUCUUGCUUGUUUUGUAUAUUUGUAAGUAGUUUGUAUUAAGAAAAAGAAGGACCUCAGACUGUGACUCCAGGGAAUAAGCACCUACAUAGGGGAGCUACCAGUGUAUGUUCUAUAUUGUCUUACCUUGACUAAUAAAAGAAUAUAAGCAAAAGCCCCAACCUGUGGAACAGAAUUCUCUCAGUACAUUAGACAGUUCUGAGAAGUUUUUAGGAAUAAUUUUUUUCUCUGAGGCAAGAAAAACUAUUUACAUCAAAAUUGUAGUGAUAAUUACUAAGCCAGUGCUAUAUCCUGUCCUGAUGCACUACAGAAAAAAGCCCCCACAACCAAGCUUAAAGAGAAAACAUUUUCCAGGUCAGUGAUAAAACAGCUGAGGAGUUCAUGAGACUACUUUUCUGGGUACUGUGCUGAGGAUCUGCCCAGAAUAAUCUUUCUGACAGAUUUUAAUUAAUCCAAAUAAAAGAUAACAGAUAAACAGAUAAACAUUUUCAUUGUUUAGAGCUGAAGCUUGGUUUCUGACCUAAAAGGAUGUGUUCAGGUGUGCAGUCCAGUUCACGUGCUUCUGUGGAGAGUUGAGUUUUUAGCAUAUCCAAUCAGACAUUACCGAAAAAAGAAAUUCAAGUUCCCUGUUUUCUUAAUAGCAACACAUAACCACUUGGAUCAUAACGUGUAUUUUCUAAGUGCUGUGAAAAACUGAAGUAAUCUAAUUUAAAUUGUGUUUUCCCUCCACAGUGCAAAAGUAAAUACAUGUCUGGAAUACACAGCUUUGUGUAUUGCAGAAUUGUAUAAAUAUAUAAUGGCUGCAAGAUGCCUUUCCUUCUGUUUGGAAAAAAAUCAAAUGGCAGUCUUGUCCCAUUCAAGAGUUACUUGUGUUAGCAGUAAUGCUUCUGCAAGUUUUUUGUGGCUCUUUGUUCUGAAGGAACACUGGUAUUUUUAUAUGUGUAUGAAGGAAUUAACACUGAAUAUUCCUAUUACUGCUUUAUUAUGAUCUCAAAUAGUAAGUGGUAUGUGUAAGCUGUCAAGAAAAUUUUUGGCAAUUUUAAAGUCCUUGGUAUUUUGACAUGUGCAAGUAGCUUUUGCUUUUCGUGUCUUCUGUAGUAUAUGAGACUGUACACUUAACAGCUUCUUGAAUGAUUUUGUGUGGAUUUAAUUGUCCUGUUGUGUUGACAUUUUCUGUAGAUUUGGUAGUUAUAAGGCAUUUUAAUGUCACCACUUGAUUUUCUUCUUGUUAGUGAUUUGGAGGAAGACUAUCCUGAAUGUGGCUAACUUUCCUUUUCCUUAUGAAGCAAAACAAUAUUUCAAUCUUACUUACUGUAUAGAGAUUUUUUUAUUCUUGCCCAACAUAUUGACUUUUUGCAAGGAUUGAUGAGGGAGGUAUUUUUGCACUCAGUCAGGUAUGCAAUACUGACUUCUAAUGGAUUUUUGCACAUGUGUCUUAGGUAGAAUGUGGAUUCUGUGUUUUGCAGUAAGAUUGAAUUGAUAAGCUUCAAUGUCUCCUAACCAAAUUAAGCAGGCAUUUUCCUCACCUGACAUUCCAUGAAUAAAUAGCUAAAAGGAUUUUUCAGGAUAUACUUCCAAGUGAUGAGGUUUUUUUGAAGCAAAUGUCAUAUUCUAGGUAGGAUCCUAGCCAUUCUUCCAGUUUGUCAUGCUUAAGGAAUCAAGAACCUAUACUGGCAUGGCUGAUUGGAUUGCCUUAUUCCUGUGGUCUUUCUCUCCUGUGGAAGUCCAGAAAAGUAGCAGAAGUUUGACAGUGAUCCUUCAGGCUAUAACUAAGAAUAAGGUGUGAUUUCUUUGGUUUGAGAAUGGGGAAGCAGAUGCAAGUAACUAGUCAGUACAAAAAUCAGCAUUCUUUCACCAUUUUGCGUUUUGAUUUUCUUUUAAAAACAGAUGAAAGACCUGAGCUUAUUGAGCUAGGUUUUUAUCUUUUAAAUUAAAUUUUAUUUUUAAUUGAGUAACUAAUAGAGAUUUUACCUGUGUGUAAGGCAAAAGCUGUAAUUAUCAGCCACUGCAACCUCAGACUUCUUGCAUCUGGUACAGUGAAACUGUGUAAAUUUUGAUUCUGCUGCCAUGUCCAUUGUAGCAUUUGGAGAUGCUAAAGACUUAAUUAGCUUCAUCCUCUGUUUUUUCUUUGAUCUUAUUUUUGUUCAUUCAUUAAGAUAUUGAGACAUAAAGUUAUUUUUUAAAAUGCACCAGCUCAUUGAAUGAAUGUUGAUUGGAGGGCUUUAGGAAACUUGAUAAAUCAUACUGUCCCCUGGGGCAUUGAAACAGCACCUGACAGAGUAGCCAAGACCACUUCCCAGACAGAUUGUCCUGGUAUCAGAUUGUAGUCAAUGGAUCAGUAGGAACUUGUGCUGACUGCUAUAAUUGAAGUCCUCAUCUGCUGGGGGAUGGUGCUGCUGUCAGCUUCACUGUGGUACAGAUUCUACCUUCACCUUCGGGCCUUGCCCUAGGUUAGUACAGGACUAUCCUGAAGUAUAUUUCUGCAUUAGUUGGCUGUGGUGGUAAAUCAGGAGUUUGCUCUGCUGCUGUUUGCUGCGCAUGUAAAGUUGUUUGGAAAAUUGCAUAUUCUUCAGUCCCCUUUGCAUAUGGUGUCAUUUCCAGACUGAAAACAGAUUCCAUUUAUCAGAUAAAAAAUUCUUGCAGCUGUCUUGCUGCUGUGGGUCUCAGAGUCUGAUCCAUACAACAAUAAAAAAUACUGUUAGUAGAGGGAAAUACAGGUCAGUUGGGCAGCCUUUCCUUUCUAGUGCUGACUUUGUUCAUUACUUUGCAUUAGAGAGGUCCUUCACAAUCAGUUGAGAUGAUUUCAGGAGGGGGAACGUGGUUGCUUUAAUUGUUAAAAAAGCAGACAUUUGUCAGCACUUUGAAGAACUGCUAACUACUGUAGCAUGGCAUGAAUCUGAAACACUGCAAAAGCAGUGUUAGAGUAGUUUAUUCUGGAAAUGCAGAUUGAAUCCCUAAUGAUUAUAUCUAACUUGAAGCAAAAAGAGCUAACAUGAAGUCCAGUUGUUACUGUUAGGUGUUGUUAGCCUGAUCAUGAAAGUGGAUGGAAUUUUAAGAGAAGAUCCCCAGUGGUGUAGUAUUUAUGGAGUUAUAAAAUAGUUGUAAUGAGACCAUCAGCCUUUUGAUUUUGAUUUGAAUAUAACAUCAGUUAUAUGAUUUUAAAUACUGUAAAGCAGAGGUUAUUGUUCACAGCCACAAAAGGUUAGUAAGCUGGAUAGUAAACUUAUUUCCUGGAGGCAUUAGUGGUUCUGAGAGAGAGUUUAAAGCUUUUGUUUAGCAGUAUCAGUAAAGUCUUGGAAUAAUUACAAGCAUUACAUUAUAAAGCCACCAUUUAAAAAAAAUUAUAACCUGCUUUGUAUUCUCUUUGUCACUCCUCCCUUGACACAUUGUCUGUGCAUAGACUAUCUCCUUCUAAAGAUGCUGCAGAGACCGUGACAGGUUAUGCUCACUGAAUUUACCCUCACAUCUUGCAUCUCUUUUUUCUAUGUGUUGCUGUCUCAACAGGUGGCUUUAAAAUAGAGAAAUUGACAAACAGCUAUUUUUAGAACAUGGUAAGAAUUUCCUGACAAGGGAAAGGGCACUAACUUGAAAGAUAGUACAGUGUCCUGAGUUUACAAGACCUCUCAAAAGUGCUAUUGACUCUAAGAGAAGCCUGAAGUGUCACUUCUGUGUAUGUGCAAUAUACACUUGAAGGACACUUGAAAUUCUACUAAAUAGUAACUUCGAGCUAAAUAAUAGCCAGGUUAGACUAAAGGAGUAGAUUAUGUUCAUUUAUACACAAUAGAAUAGGUACAUGCUUAUGUAGCUGGAACUUUUUAUUUUUUAUAGAAUAACUACAGUGAUCUUCAUAUUAAUCCUGAACUGUGUAACUUUAUGCACCAAGCAGUGCCAAGCAAGCUUAAAAGACAAUGACUGCUCAAAAUACACAUCGUAAAGGUCUUUGAAUGUGUUGAAUGUGUUAAAUUUUUUAUUCCAUUUGAUAUGUGUCUCUCUGUUUCUAUUUGUUUUUCAAUUAUGGUUAGUAUUCUGGGUGGAUUAAUGAGAAGGGGAAAAAGAGGGAUACGCAAGCUACAGGACUUGUAGCAUAAAUUCUCUUUUUUUUUAAUCUAUUUGACCUGGAUUGUCCCAUCGCAAGCAUUCUUAGAAUAAUUUUUGACCAGUGCAAUACAAGGGAGAAGGAAGUGGGGAAACAGACUCUAAUUUCAGUCUGGUGAAGCCAAUUUACUCUUUGCAGUAUGAAAACAAAAAUGCCAUUUAAUGCUAUGCCAGUGCGGUGUAGGGAGGUGUGUGUUACUUGGGGCAAGUGGAAGCACCGCAGCUGUGUCAGUGAAGCAUUCCAUUCCAGUUACACUGGCCCGAAAAAAGGGUGCAUCAGUGAGGAUGGAGAGCUGUGCCAACCUCUCAGAUUCUUUUCCAAACUUAGAUUCUCUUAUGGAGCAUUGUGGAGUGCUCUCUUGACUGCUCGGUGACUCCAACUCAGCUUACUUCAACAAGAACACAUUUUCUGGCAAUUCAAAUCUGUAUUUGCCUGCAAGGAACAGAACUUGCCAAUGCAGUGGGGCAGUGAUGCUGAGCCUCAGGCACCACAGGAUGAGCUCUGAUGAAAUUCAAAGGCCUUCAGUGGUGCUCAGAGCUCAAUACAGUUGCCGUCUCUGAUUGUCUUUUAGCAUGUGAGCACAUGCUAAAACUGAGUGGGCAUCUUUCACUUUAUCUUGAUUUAACAGUUGUACUCACAGACAGCAGGAAUUGCUCAUUGCUGUGUAAACUUAGGUGUCAUAGCUUUAUUAGUUAAGAAUGGUGCCCUGAAAUAUUUUACUCAGAAGUGUGUAAAGUUUAAUUACAGCUAAAUUUAGAUAUUUACCAAGGCUAUUUUGUUGCUUUUUCAAAUUAUUGGCCUGUAAUCUUAAUGUUAAUUUAAGCAGUUGCUUGGCAAAGGUAUUUUCCCCAUGAAUUUGCACAAGCCUUAAGUAGAGAUGGCCUUACUAAACUGCUUUUAAAAAUACAUGUUCUGUUCUCUGUUUUGUUUUGUUUUUCUUUUUUUUUUUUUCUUUUUUCAACAGUAAUAUGUUAUCUGCUUUUUAACUUUCUUCUUUAUUCUUUUAUUUGCAGUGAUGUGGUUGCAUGACCUGCAGCAUUAUUAUAACAGGGACUGUUCAGUGCAUGACUUGCUUUUCUGUCCAGACUGCAUAACCAAAACUUAACCAGUUCUACACUUAAGACUCAUGGCCAUCUGAUUUCAAAGGGGGAUCUACUUGCAGAGAAGCUUACCAUCCUGGGGAGUGGCUUUCCCAUUUCCCACUUCACUUACUCUUUCUCUUCACAAAAAGUCUCCUGUGAGGCUAGAAGAGAGGAAAUCCCGUAUUCACAACUCAACAGGAGGCGUUCUGCAAACUGACAGAGCACUGUCAGCUCUCCAUCUUACUUCCACCUGUCCACUUUAUUUAAUUCUGAUUAACAGUAUUAACACACAGACUUCCUGCAACAUUUUCAUAUACCGAACUAUAAAAAUCUAGUCUUAAUGAGUUCCCGAAAAAGGCCUUUUGGUUGGAAAUUUUGUUAAAAUUUCAAAGCACCUGCACCCUUAAAGGAUCCACUUUGAAUCUUUAAACAAAUAAAGUAAAGCGAAGGAAGUGUUUUACCAGGAGAAAUGACUAAUGAAUUGCUGCUUGGCGGUCCCAUCUUCCUUAGAAAACCAAGCAAGUUUCAUCUGAUAAUCUCCGAGCCAGGCAAACUACCGGGUGGUAUUUUGUUCACAGGCACUGCCUGCUUCCUUAAUAUGUAUAUACACAGUAGUUUGUGGCUGUUGUAUUUUUCUCUCUACAUUUGAGCUGUGUUGCUGGUUUCUUUCAGAAACUUUUUUUCCAAUCUGUGUACAAUUGUUAAAACAAUCUGAGGAAAGACCAUGAAUGGAGAUGAGUAUGAAAGUCAUCUACACUUUCAGUAUUAUGCAGACUGUCCUUGCCAGUUUAUGAUUUGGAUCGUUUAUGUACUAUUUUUUUCCUUUCUAUUUUUUCUUUCUUAUGUCACAGUCUUAGCUAUUUAAUUUCCAAUUGCACUAGCUUGGCUGUUUCUUUGUAUUUUGAAGUUUAGCUAUAAGAUUUGCCAUAUGUAGACAGUAUAACUCAAAAUGCUUUGUACUGCCAAUAUUAAUUUAAAAAGCUGCUUAUUUAAUAUUCCUAAAUAUCUGCACAUUUGUACUACUGUAUCUUUGUUUUGUAUUGGACAUCCAGUACUGGCAAGAUUCAGAAGACGAGGGAGUGCUGUAGUGUUGUAAGUUAAGGGGUUUAUAUUGUAUAAGAGUUAGUAUGUAACAAACAGGGAAAGGGCUUUCAAGCCAUAGGAUUUGCUGGAAAAACUGAAAAGUCUGAAUGCUGAGUACCUUAAGUGUUUUGAUUUCAAUCCAGUUAUAGAGAAACUCCAUUCUUGCUCACCUGGAUCUUAAUCCUGGCAGAAAUACUGAUAUGAACUCUGCUGCCUCUGGGAAUAGUUUUGGUUAUUUGGGCAGUAGAAGAACCUUCUCCCUGUUUGGCAUGGGGGCAGCCCCAGGCUGAAGAAGCGUUGUGUCCACUUGUCUCUGCAGUCUCUUCUGGUCACCCACACAGUGCCUGCCCUGUCCCUGCCCGUCGGGUGGGCUCUGACAGAGCCACGCCUCGUGUGCAGAGACGCCGCUUGUGUCCAGUCCUCAGGGAUCCCGAUCCCACAGUGUUCGUGGCCUUGUGCAGAGUACAUGGAGAAAGGACAGACGUGUUCCCCACCAGAGAGGGGUGGCCUGUGCUGCCUGGCAAAGGCAUGAGCAGUAGGAAUGGGCUCCAAGCAGGCCCUGCAGCAGAGUGAAGGAUAAAACUAGGAUCCCAGUGAGAACUGUGGUGUUUUCCCUUCUGGAUACUGUAUCAGGUACUGAGGCUACCAGGUGCUCUGGCUGACAGCUGUCCGUAAAGGCUUCAGAUGGGGAUAUAUGUCUUUCUUGGUCCACAAGGGCCAGGGACAGUGAAGUCUGACGUGACCUGCAGCCAGGAGUUUGGUGAUUAUGAGUCAAGUACUCGUGCAGCAGAGGCAGCAGCACUUCAUCAGACUGAGUCCAGCAGAUAGCUGAAGGAUUUGUGUCUUUCUAGGCCCUAGCCAUUGAUCCCUUGUUAUGUGUCAGGGCAAGCGUUGCUAGUAAAACUUCUUUUAGUUGGGUGUUAAAGGCAUGGUAUGUUUUUCAUUUGCAAGUGCUGCUUCGGCAGGGACCACACCCUGCCCCAAGCCAGGCUGGGUGCAGGUUCCCUGAAACCAGGGCACUGUGCCAGGCAGGAGGGGAUUGCUUUUUUUGUGCACCUGCCUCCACAGCUGUCCCAAAGUGAUGCCGAGCAGUACCUCAUUUCUUCAAGUGGUCUGUGCAGAUUAGAGACUAAGUAUCAAUUGUUCUUGAGCCUUGAUGACAUUUGUAUGUAAGUGUGUGUAGCUUGACAAAAGUUGUUUGAGUUUACUAAUGCAACAGAGAGAUGCCAGGUGGAGCCAGUCAAGGAACUGGCUACUUUAAUUAGAUUAGCCUGGCAUCUCUGUCAUGAAGUGGUUGUGAGCUCUCAACUCAGAGCUGAUCUCCAGCAUGUCUCUGAUAUACUAACUUCAUUUGUGCUGCAUAGAAAACUCUCUUACCUUCUUAAUAGCAGCUUGUUUGACAGUCCUGAAUUAAAUGUUGAUCAAUUAUCAAAGUAAUAACUGUUUGUGAAGUUGCCAGUGAUAUAUUUUCUGUAAAAGAAUGAAUUCUUAGAGUGUCAAAACAUUAAUUUCCCAUUUCAGUUCAUCUACAAAUUGUGUAACUACCAGAUUGUUAUGGUAGCAAUAUUAAUAUACAUACCUGUAUAUAGACAAAAAAAACCUCAUUAAUGAUAAUUGGAAUCAAAAAGUUUAAUAUUUUUCCCAGUCAAAUACACUAAUGCUUCCAAGGUGAUAGAAGAGUGUACAGUUGUUAAACAAGUUGUAAAUAAACGCUUAUAUAAAACGUAAA
Molecule: messenger RNA, 13148 nt
Organism: Oenanthe melanoleuca
Lineage: Eukaryota; Metazoa; Chordata; Aves; Passeriformes; Muscicapidae
Gene: HOOK3
Product: hook microtubule tethering protein 3
Exons: 22
Coding region: 102-2258 (718 amino acids)
Biological process (GO): cytoskeleton-dependent intracellular transport; cytoplasmic microtubule organization
Cellular component (GO): centrosome; cytoplasm
Molecular function (GO): microtubule binding; dynein light intermediate chain binding
Source: RefSeq, a predicted model, not a curated record